Rhipicephalus microplus (southern cattle tick) is the source of this 1220-nucleotide messenger RNA. RefSeq lists its product as uncharacterized. The record is from RefSeq and is a predicted model, not a curated record. NCBI's taxonomy places the organism in Eukaryota, Metazoa, Arthropoda, Arachnida, Ixodida, Ixodidae.
AGGUAAAGGUAACCGCUCUUUUCUGCAUGAAGUGAACCAAUAAAAUUUAAAAGAAGAAGAAACUGCGAGUCUUAAUAAGACGUGACCUGGCGAGAAAACUGCUGGUGCCAUUUGUUUUCUACAAAGAAACACACUGGAAAGCGGUCACGUAAGUACUCCGGCGUGGUAGCUGUGCUCGUGGGCUACUGCCAGCUUUGCCUUGGGUUUGCGUAAUCGACGUAUACUUUCUGCGUGGUGUGUUACCUAACCCGUGCAUGGCACGAAGCGUCGUGACGCACCCUCUACGUGCCACGCGAGACGCUCGCCGCCAAGGAUACACUUACUCCUUUGUUAUAUGCAUCCUGUCACGUGGCGCCUCUGGCGCAGCGAUAAACGCACAGACACACACACGCGGAGACUAGCAGGUUAUAUAGGCCGGCGUAAACCAGUCACGCGGCUUUUUUAAUCGGACAAGCGACCGCAUCGGUUCUCUCUCUGCAGAAGCUAACGGCCGGAAAGUCGACGUUCUGUGUGCGAAAGCUCUUGUCGUUUCGACGCUGCUGACACUGCGCAAAAUGAAGACCGCCGUAGUGCUGCUGCUGGUCACCUGUUUCGUGGCUCUGGCGACGAGCGCGAAGGACCGUGCCACCAACCACCGUCAGCAGUUUGACGACUGGAGGAGCUGCAUGGUGCAAAAGAUCCCCGUAGACAAAGUGCCUCAAUAUGAUGCCUGCCAUGGCCGCUCCCGUGGGACCGACAUGCACAGAUUCAGAGAUGGCCUGCAAUGCGUCCUCUCCAGCUACAACAUCGUCAACAAAAAUGACGUGAACCUGGACCGCAUGGCUCAACUGGCUAGGACCAUCACGCAGCAGGACCUGAAGAGUGCCUUCGAAGAGUGCCCCAAAAACGAUCGCAACAAGCACGUCCAAAGAGCUGUCAAAUGCGUCAUCGACCACCUGGAGCGCACAUGCCCUGUGCCAGACGGCGCUGCUGGAUCCAGAGAGUAAGAACGUGACGUCACUGGGGCGUGAUUGGUCAGCAGGAGAAAGAGCGAGAAACGCAUCCUGACUAGGCCAUUAGUUCUACUCGGAAACUUCCCGGAUAAUAAGAAGAUGGAAAAAACUGAUUCCUACAGCACUGGAGACACCUCUGGAAGGUUGGAAAAUCUGCGAGUCUGGGAACAAAAUAAUAAAGGAUCAGUGCACAACACUGCGCAAGAAAAUAUAGAUUUUUGUCAUGCA